Messenger RNA from Daphnia carinata, 3304 nucleotides. Its product is annotated as alpha-mannosidase 2C1-like. Bases 100 to 3243 code for a protein of 1047 amino acids. Gene Ontology annotation, biological process: oligosaccharide catabolic process; mannose metabolic process. Lineage: Eukaryota; Metazoa; Arthropoda; Branchiopoda; Diplostraca; Daphniidae. The record is from RefSeq and is a predicted model, not a curated record. Gene Ontology annotation, molecular function: alpha-mannosidase activity; carbohydrate binding. The transcript has 19 exons.
ACCACCGAUACGAAAGGAAUGGCCGCCAGAGACCAGCUGAGAGCUAGACGACCGUGUUAUACACACUAUUUGCAGGACAAUUAAACUGCGUUUUCAGAAAUGGCCAGUCUACAUAAAAAUCGACGGACAACGCUUGAACGCAUUGAGAAAUUUGUUUCUAGAAUAUACUUCACUGACGUCAAUUUGUAUGGUCGUAUUUACCCACAGCAAGAGAAUGUUGAUAUAUUUCAUUGGGCCUUACCUACGGAUAAACACUGGAAGAUAAUGUCCUUUGAUGAAGUUGUCAAACAAACAUUUACUCCUGUCUGUCUUGGGAGGUGUUUUGGUCCUACAUGGGCAACCCACUGGUUCAAGGUUAUUGUAAAGAUCCCUGAAUCUUGGUCUGGCAAGGAAAUUCAUCUCCGAUGGAAUUCCAGCUCAGAGGCACUACUGUUCAAUUCACUUGGAGACCCUCUUCAGGGAUUUACUGGGAGCCCUGAUCACCAGAAACGAGAAGAAUUCAUCAUUUCAAAAUCUUGGGAGUGGAAAGAAACAGGACAGGAAAUGGUUUAUUACAUCGAAAUGGCUUGUAAUAGCAUGUUUGGAGCUGGCAAAGGAGGAAUGAUUGACGCUCCCGAUCUCGACAGAAAAUAUGCAUUAGAAAUGGCAAACAUUGCUGUAUGCGAUACGGUUGCAUAUCGCCUUCUAAUAGAUCUCGAACUGUUGUUUGAAAUGGCCAAAGAACUGACAGAUGUAGAUGGAAAGGGGGACAGUCGUGGCUAUCAAGCUUUGUACGCCGGCAACCAAAUUAUAAACGCCAUUCAAGCCGAUAAUUGGAAUGAAGCUCAACGCAUCUCUAAUGACUUCUUCAAGCACCGGAAUGGCCAACGUGCACAUGUUAUAGACGCAAUGGGUCAUUGUCACAUCGACACUGCGUGGCUGUGGCCAUACGAUGAAACGAUCCGAAAGUGCGCCAGGAGUUGGGCAUCAGUGAUAGCUCUUAUGAAAGACUAUCCAGAAAUGACGUUUGUUUGCUCGCAAGCUCAACAGUUCAGCUGGGUGAAACAGCACUACCCUUCAUUAUUCAAGGAGAUUAAACAUUUCGUCGAUCUGGGCCGAUUUAUACCAGUUGGUGGAACAUGGGUGGAAAUGGACGGCAACAUACCAAGCGGCGAAUCUUUCAUUCGGCAAUUUUUGUAUGGACAACGAUUCUUUAUAAAAGAAUUUGGUAUGCGAUCGCAAGAGUUUUGGCUACCAGACACCUUCGGAUAUUCAGCACAGACCCCGCAAAUUCUUAGGCAUGUUGGAAUUUCGAGAUUCUUGACGCAGAAGUUGAGUUGGAAUCUGGUGAAUAAAUUCCCGCAUCACAAUUUCUUGUGGGAAGGACUUGAUGGGAGCACAGUUCUGGUCCAUUUUCCACCGGGGGAUUCGUACGAGGCCAACUGCAAAGUGAGUGAAGCAUUGAAAACAGAACGAAACUUGUUGGAUAAAGGGCGUGUGACGAAAUCUGUCAUGCUUUACGGCUAUGGAGAUGGCGGUGGAGGACCUCACAAACCGAUGCUGGAUCGCAUGGAACGAUUAAAAGAUGUUGAUGGCGUCCCUAAACUAAUGAAUUCUACACCCAAUAAAUUCUUUGAAAAUUUGGAAGCGGAAAGUUCGCAGCUUUGUCGUUGGGUUGGGGAACUUUAUUUAGAGCUUCACAACGGCACUUACACAUCUCAAGCUGAUAUGAAAAAAUUUAACCGUUGCUGUGAAUAUAAAUUGCGGGAUGCUGAACUUCUACUGGCUGUUUCGUUGGCUUUGGAUCGGAUCCCACUCGUGGACGUGGUCGGCUUACGAACUAACAUAGAUGAAGCUUGGCGACUUCUACUAGUGAAUCAAUUUCAUGACGUAUUACCGGGAUCAUCUAUAGAGUUGGUGCAUACCGAAGCCAAGCAAUGGUUCCGAAAAUCCCUCCAAUUAGCAGAAGAAGUUGUUGAACGCUGCUUUGCUUAUCUUCAAGGCAAAGCCAACCAACAAUUAACUACUCGUUCGUUCGUGAACACCCUCCCAUGGGCAAGAAAUGCUUUAAUCUACGAGGAAGAGAAAGCGGUUCGAGCCGUCAAUGUCCAACCUAUGAGCUGGUGUGUGAAAGAACUCGGUGGUGUUCCUCCUGUUGUUAUAGAUAAAACGGGAGGAAUCUAUAAGAUAUCCAAUCAAUGGUUUUCAGUGGAAAUUGAUUCGUGUGGCCGUAUUAUAUCCAUGAUCCAUCAUGCUAGUGGCAACCAGGUCAUUCCUGCCCAAUCUUUUGGAAAUCAACUUGUUCUUUUUGAUGAUAUCCCUCUUUAUUGGGAUGCAUGGGAUAGCAUGGACUAUCACAUAGAAACUAGAAAAGCGGUGAAUCGUCCUUCGUCCACCGAAGAAGAAGUUCAUGUAGAAUUGGAAACUCCGCUUAAGGUGACUUUAAAGUGGAGCCAGAGUGUGGGCAAACACAGUCACGUUCAUCAGAAGAUCCAUAUCACCGCAGUAGAUUGUUUCGUUAAAUUCGAAACUCGUGUUGAAUGGGCCGAAAAUAGGAAGUUUUUAAAAGUCGAGUUUCCUGUUGAAGUUCACGCCAAUCAGGCAUCAUUUGACACUCAAUUUGGAUUCUUGAAUCGGCCUAAUCAUAAAAACACUUCGUGGGAUUCAGCAAAGUUUGAGGUUUGCGGACAUAAAUGGGCAGACUUAUCAGAACCCGCAUGGGGUGUAUCUGUUUUGAACGAUUCAAAGUACGGAUGGAGUGUCCAUGGGAAAACAAUCACGAUGUCCUUGCUACGGUCACCUAAAGCUCCAGACGCUAACUGUGAUAUGCAAGAACACUUCUUCCGCUAUGCAUUAAUGCCGCAUCAUGGCCUGAAAUCGAGAUUCGAUGUAAUCAAAGAAUCAUAUAACUUUAACUGUGAGAUGAUUUCAACCAAAAUUGCAGACGACACUAAUGUUUCUGGUUCGUGGUUCACUGUGGAUUCGACUUCCACCGUUCUUGAAACUGUCAAACCCUGCGAACCGAUGCUCGAUAAUGAGGACGCUCCAGUAAAGAAAAUCUUGCUUCGACUUUUUGAAUCGUGUGGUGACCGGACACAAGCCAGGAUUGAAACAAGUCUUCCAUUAUUGAAUUACACAUUGUGCAAUGGCUUGGAAGAACCAAUGGGACCCACGUUACCAUUAGAAGUGUCUGCCAAUGGAAAGAAGUACUUCACUGCCUCAUUCACACCAUUCCAAGUAAAAAGUUUUUUACUUUUGUUCUGAAAAUAUAAUUCGUUAUAACAUGGUGAAAUUACAAAAUAAAAAGGGUGAUGGUGAUUGAUUG